This is a messenger RNA of Sphaeramia orbicularis (orbiculate cardinalfish), 5142 nucleotides long. RefSeq names its product integrin, alpha 9 (gene itga9). Gene Ontology annotation, biological process: integrin-mediated signaling pathway; cell adhesion mediated by integrin; cell-matrix adhesion. Gene Ontology annotation, cellular component: integrin complex; external side of plasma membrane. Gene Ontology annotation, molecular function: integrin binding. The coding region runs from base 237 to 3332 and encodes 1031 amino acids. The transcript has 28 exons. The record is from RefSeq and is a predicted model, not a curated record. Lineage: Eukaryota; Metazoa; Chordata; Actinopteri; Kurtiformes; Apogonidae.
CUGAGAGCAACAACUUUCUCAGAUUGACACAGAAUGGAGAGAAGCUGACGCACCGCUCUUACCGGACCGUUAACUUUCUUCCUCCAGCCUUCACUCAUGCCAUCACAGUCUACAAGCUGUGCCAGACCCGAAAAAUUAACUUUAGGAUAGUUUUAGAAUAGUUUAACCACUAGAAAGUUUAUUGUUUUCUUUUUUUUUUUUUUUCCUUUUUGGAUACUUCAUCUGCGCUAUUACGCAUGAUGCGCAAAGGCAUGGCUCCACAUCGGAAACAAAAAACGGGAGUACAAAAUGUUUUUUACGUCUAUCUCUCCAUUUCAGUGGCGUACUCUUACAAUAUAGACUUAGAACAUCCUCUGGUGUUCCGCGGACCUAAUUCUAGUUUUUUUGGCUAUUCUGUGCUGGAGCAUUAUCAUGACAACACACGCUGGGUAUUAGUAGGGGCUCCCAGGGCAAACUCGACCUACAGUAGUUCUGUGCACUCUCCUGGAGCUGUUUAUAAGUGUCGAGUUCACAGCAAUCCAGAACGCCGCUGCACAGAGAUGGACAUGGGAAGAGGAAACAAGCCGAGAGAGUCGUGCGGGAAGACGUGCCAAGGAGACAGAGAUGAUGAGUGGAUGGGGGUCAGCCUGGCCCGCCAGGACAAAGCCAACGGCAAAAUACUGGCCUGUGCUCACCGCUGGAAAAACGUCUACUACGACUCAGAGCAUAUCCUUCCCCAUGGAUACUGCUCCAUCAUUUCCCCGACUCUUCAAGGCAGGACGCGGCCGCUCAUUCCCUGUUAUGAAGACUAUAAGCAGAAAUAUGGGGAAGAGCACGGCUCGUGCCAAGCUGGGAUAGCGGGUGUUUUUACAGAGGAGCUGGUGGUGAUGGGGGCACCGGGGUCAUACUACUGGACGGGGACAAUCAAGGUGUACAACCUGACCUCUGACAUCUUCUACAGCCCAAACAAAGAAGAGGUUGACUCACACAGAUACAGCUACCUUGGUUACGCUGUGACUGCUGGACAUUUCUCUUCUCCUAAUGUGAUCGACAUCGCUGCAGGGGCGCCUCAGCACAGCGGCAGUGGAAAAGUUUACAUUUUCAAAAUCGACGGUGUGUCUUUAGUGAAGAGUUUUCAAGCCUCAGGGAAAAUGAUGGGCUCUUACUUUGGCUCCUCAUUAUGUGCAGUUGAUCUGAACCAGGACGGCCUGUCAGACCUGCUGGUGGGGGCACCCAUGCACAGCCAGCUCCGGGACGAGGGCCAGGUGUCCGUGUACCUCAGCAAGGGCAACGGGGUGAUGGAGGAGGACGGCAUUUUGACUGGUGACAGCGCUUAUAAUGCACACUUUGGAGAGUGCAUUGCCUCAAUUGGAGACAUAGAUGAUGAUGGUUAUCAAGAUGUGGCUAUAGGGGCACCAAAAGAGGACGACUAUAGCGGGGCUGUCUAUAUCUACCACGGGGAUGCCACAGGGAUUGUCAAAAAAUACUCCAUGAAACUGUCUGGACGCAGCGUACGCCCUGGUCUACAGAUGUUUGGCCAGUCCAUCUCCGGCAAUGUGGACAUGGAUGGCAAUGGAUAUGCAGAUGUCACUAUCGGAGCUUUCAUGGCUGACAGUGUGGUGCUGUUAAGGUCUCGGCCUGUCAUUACAGUGGAUGUCUCCAUCCUCCUGCCCGUCUCCAUCAACAUCUCUGUGCCUCAGUGCCACGAGGGCAACCAGAACCUGAACUGCUUCUAUGUCACCGUCUGCAUGCGCUUCCGUGGCCGACAGCUGCCAGGACAAAUAGAGCUGCUGUAUAACCUGACAGCUGAUGUGGAUAAGAGACAAAAAAGCCAGCCUUCGCGGGUUUACUUCAGUCAGAGCGGCUCUCAGAUCAGCCUUCUGAGCCAGCAGCUUAGUCUGGACAUCAACAGGGAGGAAUGCCAGCGCUUCACCGCCUACGUGAAGAAGGAUGUAAAGGAUGUGUUCACAGCUAUCACAUUUGAGGUGGCGUACAGUCUGAGGAAACACGUGUUGAUGGGACAUCAGGACCGAGACCUUCCUGCACUCACCCCAGUCCUACGAUGGAGGAAGGGAAAUAAGAUUGCAGUAAAAAAUGAGACUUGGUUUGAGAAGAACUGCCUGUCUGAUGACUGCGCCGCAGAUCUGAGGCUUCACGGGAAACUGUUUCUCUCUGGGUUGUAUACCAAGCCCCAUCUAGCCCUCGGAGGAGUGAAGAACGUGUCUUUGAACCUGACCAUAUCCAACACUGGUGACGACGCCUACGACACCAACAUUUACUUCAACUUUUCCAGAGAAGUUUUCUACAUCAACUUCUGGCAGAGGGAAGAGAAGGGUAUUUCCUGUGGACUUGUUGAUCUGGACUUCCUUAAAUGCAGCGUGGGAUUUCCCUUCAUGAGAGCACAGACUAAGUAUCAUUUUGCAGUGAUUUUUGACACCAGUCAACUCUCUGGAGAAAAUGACACAUUACAGUUUUUAAUUCAAGCUAAAAGCGCCAAUCCAGAGCACAAACUUCAUGACAACUUUUUGGAUCUGUCCAUCCCUCUGGUUCAUGAGACUGACACAACCAUUACUGGUGUGGUGACACCCACUUCCUUCGUGUAUGGAAACUCGAUUGAUGCCUCACGCUUUGUCCAGGUGGAAGACUUGGAGUGCAACUUUCAGCCUCUUAAUCUCACUUUCCAGGCAAUAAACAAUGGGCCCAGCAGGCUUCCUGGCUCCACUGUGGACAUCAGAAUACCCAACCGGCUGGCUGGCAACGGAGCUGACAUGUUCCACAUCGUUGAAACACAGGUGGUCGACGGCAGAGGGAACUGCACCCCUCACAGGAACCCGACACCGUGCACCAUCCCCCAAGACAGAGAGAGCAUCUUCCAUUCCAUAUUUGCUUUCUUCACUAAAUCAGGCCGCAAAGUCUUGGACUGUGAUCGGCCAGGUCGGGCAUGUAUGACGAUCUCUUGCACUCUUGGUCCUCAGAUGAAAGAAGAAGCUUUGAGCAUUGAUAUAAAACUCCUACUAAACACUGAAAUUCUGAAGAGGGACAGUUCCUCUGUGAUCCAAUUUGUGACGAGGGGUAGUGUCCAAGUAAAUGACAGGGCUGUGGAAGUGCCAAAGGGCCUGCCAGAGGACAUAUCUCUGAUCUUCGAGGCUCUCCACAGUCAGGAGCCGAGGGGUUAUGUCGUUGGUUGGAUCAUCGCCAUCAGUCUGCUGGUGGGGAUCCUCAUCUUUUUGCUGUUAGCUGUGCUACUCUGGAAGAUGGGAUUCUUCCGUCGGCGCUACAGAGAGAUUAUUGAAGCCGAAAAGAACAGGAAGGACAGUGAUGAAAGCUGGGACUGGAUGGAAAAGAACCACUGAGACUUAGAGCGUGUCCCAGAGGAGCCAAUGAGAUUAGGGAUUGGGUCAGGAAGGAUCCAAUAGCAUGGGGUCUCGCAGCCCAGCCGCCCCAGUGGCACCAGACCCUUCAGUCUUCCAUAUGUGGAAGAGAAGAAUAUUCUCCAUAUUUUUUGGAGACUUGAUAUUUUUUUGUGGGUGGGGGUCCAGGAAACAGGCUUCUGAGGUGACAGUGUGGCUUGCCAGAGGACACUUGCUGUGGAAUUCAGCUAAUCUCAAAGGAGGUAACUCCCAGCCAGCGAAGCGGAGCUGUUGAUGGAGACUCACAUCCGUGUGGAGAUGUGGAAAUGGCAUGAAUACUGGUGGACAACAAAACCCUCAGGGCUGUGUUACAUAGCAAAUUUAUUUUUAUACAUACACUUUAAGCCAUAUUGUAUAAAAUUUGGCUUUGAGAAGAGUUGGGGUUUUGAAGGCCAUUAUAAACAUACUGUAGAUACAGUAUGUUUUUCUGAAAGCACUGAUGUUUGAUAAGAAUGAAUGCCUCGGCUCCAUAGCUUUACUUUAUGCCAAAGAUAUGUCCUGUAUAGUAUUUGAUUGGAGUCGUUUGUAUAUUCAGUUCUUCCUGGGAGUGAAAGAUUGUAUCUUUUCUGAAGCAUUUCCGGCUCAUGGAUAUCACAUUUUAUUCAUCUGACUGCCUUUCCUUUUCAAAGAUUACCAGUCUGAGCUAAUUCUGUGUUUUACACCCACACACACAAUGAUUAAAACAUUGUCUCAUCUGCAAGUGUCAGAGUUGCUCUGAAGGCCCAGUGAAAGUGUCCCCUGAGGUCAUCAGGACCUACGUCAGGAUGUGGUAAUCAACAGCACUGUAGAGUUCUCUAUUAACACUUUAUUUGCCAUGUUUCCUUCAUUAUUCACACUUAAAUAACAGAGAAAGGUUAUAUAAUAUACUGUAAACACUACCAUUCACAGUGCAGGCUUUGUGACUUUCCCUAAGCAUUCCAUUUGUUGCGGUCUGGCUCUUUAGUUGUUUGUAGGUGUCGGAAUUGGAUAUAAAAUCAAAGCCCAAUACAAAUCUUUACUUUGCAGUGUUUUUAGUUGAGGAAAUAAUUUUGGCAGGUUUAAGGUGCAGUAAAAGUGAAUUCUCUGAAGCUGCUUCAAACUUUUGCUCAGGUAUGCAGCAGACUCCAAAUUUUUGAAGGUUUGAGCAAAGACAUCUUGUGUUUGGUAAAUUUUCCCACUAUAGGAAAUGAUUCACUAUGCCUCAUGACAAGUCUGAUCAUGAUUUAUUUCCAAACCACUCCAGACUUCUCCUAAGCACAAUUUAAUUUUACUAUUAUGUUAUUAGACAUUGGGUUUUACAGUGAAAUGUGAGAUACAUUACUCCACUGCCAGAUGAAAGUCUGCAAUGGGAGUCCACCUACAGUCAUUUACAGGGGCCCACGACAUGAGUAAUGCCCUAAAAAUAGGUGGGAAUGUGCUACACUCAAUCACUUCACAUAAACCGACUCUUUGGGGCUCAUGGGAAAAGCUCAUUUUAAGUCAACAUGAAGGAAUGUCAGCGCCCUAAAAAUCUGCCACCAUUAAAAGUCUGUGUGCUGAACUCCAUCGGUUUUUACCCCACAUGGUCUUUCAGUCUUUCAAAAACUGGGCUUGAUUGUGAAUGAAACUUUGCUGAAUAUAGUGAAUAGAAUUUUGUAGUAAAUGUUCCAAUAGAGAAAAGUAACUCCCUUAUAGAUUAGAAUCAUUUUAUUGCAAAAUAAUAUGAAAAAACAAGCUCUGAAAAGUAAAUUAUAACCUUAAAAUGUUGUGUUAUCUGUUAAAAAAAAAUGCAAUU